Messenger RNA from Astyanax mexicanus (Mexican tetra), 1397 nucleotides. RefSeq names its product stomatin (EPB72)-like 3b (gene stoml3b). Gene Ontology annotation, cellular component: plasma membrane. NCBI's taxonomy places the organism in Eukaryota, Metazoa, Chordata, Actinopteri, Characiformes, Acestrorhamphidae. The transcript is spliced from 7 exons. The coding region runs from base 60 to 902 and encodes 280 amino acids. The record is from RefSeq and is a predicted model, not a curated record.
CUCACUGCUUCAGACAGCUACACACAAACAGAGGCAUCGCUAGUGGGGAAGCCUGCUAUAUGGAGAUGGAGAGCCAAAUAGAGAGAGGAAGUGCUAGCAAGCAAGAUUUAAUCAGUGAGAAUAAACGGGGUCUUGGCUGCUGUGGAUGGAUCCUUGUUGCUCUCUCAACAUUGUUCACAGUGCUGCUCUUCCCCGUCAUGAUCUUUGUUUGCAUUAAGAUUGUUCAGGAGUACGAACGCGCUGUAAUAUUCAGACUGGGCCGAAUCACAGCCAGAAAGGCAAAGGGACCAGGUAUCUUCUUCAUUCUUCCCUGCACUGAUUCUUUUAUUAAAGUGGACAUGAGGACAAUCUCAUUUGACAUCCCUCCCCAAGAGAUCCUGACAAAAGACUCUGUGACAGUAAGUGUGGAUGGUGUGGUCUACUUCCGGGUCAGUGAUCCCAUCGCUUCAGUGGCCAACGUGACCAAUGCUGAUUACUCCACACGCUUGCUGGCCCAAACAACCCUGAGGAAUGUUCUGGGCACUAAGAACCUGGCCGAGGUUCUGUCUGACCGUGAGGGAAUCUCCCACAGCAUGCAGUCAACUCUGGACGAGGCCACAGACUCAUGGGGCAUUAAGGUGGAGCGGGUGGAGAUUAAGGACGUAAAGCUUCCUCAACAGCUACAGAGGGCUAUGGCUGCUGAGGCAGAGGCGUCCCGCGAGGCCAGAGCCAAGGUGAUUGCAGCAGAAGGAGAGAUGAAUGCAUCGCGGGCUCUGAAGGAAGCUUCUCUGGUGAUUGCCGAGUCUCCCUCUGCCCUGCAGCUGCGCUACCUGCAGACCCUCAACACCAUCGCUGCUGAGAAAAACUCCACCGUCAUCUUCCCUGUCCCCAUGGACAUCCUGGGCCAUUUCCUUAAAAAGUGAAGUCAGAUAUCCAUGGAUCCUCAAUUAUAAACAUGAGUGUUUACACUGUGAAAAGUCUAUACAUUUCUUAAUGAACUUUUAGGGAUUUUUCCAUUUGAAGCUGAGGAGGAACCUUCAAGAAAAUCAUUGAACAACUUGAGAGGUUUCUCUACAGUUUCAAAUUGAACACACACACACACACCUCUACCUUUUUACUGUAGCAUUUUACUAAUUCACGCAUUUAUUCCAUAUUCAGCUACUGUACAGUAUGUAUUGUAAUAGAAGUGUGACCAUAUAGACAAUACCAUUGUCUACAUGGUAAUUGGCAUGGCAUUGCAUGAAUAUCAUGAAUGUUUGAUUAAUGUAGCAUUGCAGUCAUAUUGGAAAUGUGCCUUAUUAUUUUUCUCCACAUAAUAUUUAUCGAUUUCUGUGAACUUUCAAACUUUCACUUUUGUGUUGAAAAGUCCUAUUUUUAUAUAUAUAUAUUCAUUAUACAAAUAAAAUGCAUUUAAUGAA